ACGGCCACUCUUCUUUUUUUUUGGUGAGUCAGUGCAGACCAGUGAGCUUGUGCUUAUAAAACCGCCACGGACUUCUCCAGUCCCUGAAUGCUGCAGAGCCCUGCAGUUGAGAGAGAGAGAGAGAGAGAGAGAGAGGGAGGGAACGAACGAACGAACGAACGAACGAACAAACAAACAACCAACAUGCUGGGCAGCCCGGUGUUCUCCUGCUUCGUGUUUUACAGCACGCUUUUAGUGCUGAAGAUGUACAUCAUCGCCAUCAUCACGGGCCAAGUAAGGCUGCGGAAAAAGGCUUUCGCAAAUGUUGAAGACGCGAUGAGGCAUGGAGGAGAGCAGUUCUGCCGUGAGGAUCCUUACGUAGCGAGGUGUAGAAGGGCUCAUCUCAAUGACCUAGAGAACAUCCUCCCCUUCCUGUUCCUGGGGGCCAUCUACUCCUUGACUGAACCCUCACUGGCAAUAGCACGAGGUCACUUCCUGAUCUUCUUCCUGGGUCGAUUGGUACACAGUGUGGCAUACCUGUUUGCCCUAAAAGCGCCAACUCGGUCACUAGCGUACAUUGUCGCUCAAGUCCCCUGUGUCUCCAUGGUUGUCCAGAUACUUAUAGCUGUGGCCUCAUAUGCUUGACAUUGUCCAGUUCUCUAUAAAUAAAACCAUUCAUUGGUAACAGCAUAGAACCUGUGACCUUGUGGGUCAUGGUGGCUUGAUGACUGAAUAUAAUUGAUUAAGAUACAUUAUAAUGUUUCCAGUCAGAAAAUCCUAUUUAGACAAACAUAGGAAUGUUUCAUCAGUAAGCAACAAGGAGAUCAUCAUUUAUUUUUAACUGAAGUUAAAAGUUAAGGAUAUUUCCUUAAUUCUGUGUUAUACUGGUCCAUUGUCAUUAUCUUUUUAUACAUAUAUUUAUAUUGUAGUUUAUUAUAUGCUGUAUGUAUGAUUUAAAUGAAGGUUAUUUAAUGUCUUCUCAGCUUUGAGGUUUUAGAACACUUGAAAGGAGACUGAGACCUAGUUUCUUCAAGCAGGUGGACCGGAAAGCCUGCAAAACUAGUACCUCUGUUCUGUUUACAAAGCAGUGUCCCCCAUCUUCAUUUUCAGCAGUGCAAUAUGCUACACAAUCAAGGUCAUUUCAUAGACAAGCCUGCUCUGCAAUGGUUGCCCACUUUUGAAAACGGUCCUCUGUCCCCAGCCUUGCAAAAUCCAGUCCUUUCAGAGCUAAUGUGGCGUUAAAUAAGCAGUGUUACACAAAUACUCAGUCUCUCUCUCUCUCUCUCUCUCUCUCUGGUUUAGAACUAAGGGCAAGCGUCUUCCCUAUGAACAGAGUGACAGUCUGCAUAUAGAAUACAAUGUUUAACAAACAAGUGAGGUUAACUGUGUUUAAUACUCAACACCGCAGUUUCAUUAGGUCAUGCAGGGAUUUCCUACUUACAUUCAACAGUACUGCUACUUACUAACGACAUUUUGAGCCUUUGUAGUGUUUCAGUAUUUUGAAGAGAGGAUUGUAUAUUAAUUUAUUAAGACUAUUUUAAUUAUUUUACCUGUCUAGUUGCCAAACGGUCAUGUUGUAAACAUUAAGAGGCAUGUUUUAUAAUAAAGGUGUUGUCUAGA
Messenger RNA from Pygocentrus nattereri (red-bellied piranha), 1599 nucleotides. It is a transcript of the gene ptges, whose product is annotated as prostaglandin E synthase. Bases 88 to 624 code for a protein of 178 amino acids. The transcript has 3 exons. Gene Ontology annotation, biological process: prostaglandin biosynthetic process. NCBI's taxonomy places the organism in Eukaryota, Metazoa, Chordata, Actinopteri, Characiformes, Serrasalmidae. Gene Ontology annotation, molecular function: prostaglandin-E synthase activity. The record is from RefSeq and is a predicted model, not a curated record. Gene Ontology annotation, cellular component: membrane.